Molecule: messenger RNA, 2309 nt
Organism: Opisthocomus hoazin
Lineage: Eukaryota; Metazoa; Chordata; Aves; Opisthocomiformes; Opisthocomidae
Source: RefSeq, a predicted model, not a curated record
AUGGACUUACACCGGGCAGCGUUCAAGAUGGAGAACUCACCCUACCUCCCCAACCCGCUGGCCUCCCCAGCACUGAUGGUUCUCGCCUCCACCGCUGAAGCCAGCCGUGAUGCUUCCAUUCCCUGCCAGCAGCCGAGGCCUUUUGGGGUCCCCGUGUCAGCAGAUAAGGACGUGCAUAUUCCCUUUACCAACGGCUCAUAUACUUUUGCCUCCAUGUAUCACCGGCAAGGCGGGGUGCCGGGAGCGUUUGCAAACCGUGACUUUCCUCCGUCCUUGCUUCACCUCCACCCCCAGUUUGCACCCCCCAACCUGGACUGCACCCCGAUCAGUAUGUUGAACCACAGUGGCGUUGGGGCUUUCCGUCCCUUUGCAUCUACUGAGGACCGGGAGAGCUACCAGUCAGCCUUUACACCGGCCAAGCGCCUGAAAAACUGCCAUGACACUGACUCACCCCAUCUGCGCUUCUCGGACGCUGAUGGGAAGGAGUACGAGUUUGGCACGCAGCUCCCCUCCAGCUCCCCUGGCUCCCUCAAAGUUGACGAUACGGGGAAGAAGAUCUUUGCUGUUUCUGGCCUCAUUUCUGACCGGGAGACCUCAUCCAGUCCCGAAGACCGAAGUGACAGAUGCAAAAAGAAAGCAACUUUGUUUGACAGCCAGGCUCCGAUCUGCCCCAUCUGCCAGGUCCUCCUUCGCCCCGGGGAGUUGCAGGAGCACAUGGAGCAGGAGCUGGAGAAGCUCACCCAGCUGAACAUCAGCAAGAGCUCCAUCCUGAAGGAUGCCAUGGCAGCGGGCACCCCCAAGUCAAUUUUGUUGUCGGCCUCAAUCAAGCGAGAAGGAGAUUCUCCAACAGCAUCACCCCACUCCUCAGAUGACAUCCAUCACUCGGACAGAUAUCAGGCUGCCACACUUGGGUCUGACUCAACACGCAUCCAAACCGUUUGGCUGCGAGCCUGCGCUCAGCCAUUGGAUUUAGGCAAGCUCAGAAAGGCAGCAGAUAAAACAGCGGUGCUCUUCAGCGUGCCUCUGCCCACCAUGUCCACAGCUCGGAUUGGAAAAAUGAAACGGAGGAAGCAAGACGAAGGGCAGAGAGAAGGUUCAUGCAUGACUGAGGAUGACUCUGUGGACAUCGAGAACGAGAACGGCAACCGCUUUGAAGAGUACGAAUGGUGCGGGCAGAAAAGGAUACGGGCUACUACUCUCCUGGAGGGAGGAUUUCGAGGUUCUGGGUUUAUCAUGUGCAGCGGCAAGGAGAAUCCAGACAGUGACGCUGACCUGGAUGUUGAUGGGGACGACACACUUGAAUACGGGAAACCACAGUACACAGAGGCGGACGUUAUCCCUUGCACUGGGGAAGAGCCAGGUGAAGCCAAAGAGAGGGAGGCACUCCGAGGUGCUGUCUUGAAUGGUGGCACACCCAGUACUCGAAUAACACCGGAGUUUUCUAAAUGGGCCAGCGAUGAAAUGCCCUCAACGAGUAAUGGUGAAAGCAGUAAACAGGAGACCAUGCAGAAGACCUGUAAGAACAGUGACAUUGAAAAAAUUACAGAAGACUCUGCAGUGACAACGUUUGAAGCAUUAAAGGCUCGUGUCCGUGAGUUAGAAAGGCAGCUUUCCCGUGGGGACCGCUAUAAAUGUCUCAUUUGCAUGGACUCCUACACAAUGCCCCUGACUUCCAUUCAGUGCUGGCACGUGCACUGUGAAGAAUGCUGGCUGCGGACUCUGGGUGCCAAGAAGCUCUGUCCCCAAUGCAACACCAUCACAUCUCCCGGAGACCUUCGGCGCAUCUACUUAUGAAGGACCCAGCGGGAGGGCGGGACCCAGCUACUCAGCUCAACUCAUCACACCAAGGGGGAGAAGAACGACAGCAACAAAAAAAAAAGACGUUUUAAAAAUGUAAAAAAAGAACCCAAACCAGAGACUCCAGACACGGACUCGAGGAUACAGGAGCAGUGGGGAGCCUUGGCUCCCAGGUCCCCCGUGUUGAGACCUCCUUCAGCAUCUGCAGCGGGCGAAACCAAACCCUUUGUUGUGAAGCCCCCUUUUUUAAAACCAGUAUUCCCCAUCCACCCGUUCCCUGGAGCUGGCUUGGCAUCGCGGAUGGCUAGUGAGCCCUCCUUUGGACUGUGUUGUUGACCACUCUGCCCCCAGGAGACUGGGGAAGGGACACUCGACAGAAAGAUGUUAAAUAACCUGUAACUUGUGUUCUUUGUUCAGUUUUUUUUGUUUUGUUUUUAUUUGUUUUGGUUUGGUUUUUGGUUUGGUUCUGUUUUGGUUUUUUGUGGUGUUCUAGUGAUAAAAAAAGGUUUAAA